Molecule: messenger RNA, 1122 nt
Organism: Neltuma alba
Lineage: Eukaryota; Viridiplantae; Streptophyta; Magnoliopsida; Fabales; Fabaceae
Product: ervatamin-B
Exons: 4
Coding region: 1-1122 (373 amino acids)
Biological process (GO): proteolysis
Molecular function (GO): cysteine-type peptidase activity
Source: RefSeq, a predicted model, not a curated record
AUGGCUUCUCUCAUCUCUAAGUCUUUAUUUCUAAUUUUCUCCUUCUCUUUGAUGAUAUGUCUCUCUUUCAGUAGCAUUCCUGGCGACUUCUCUUCUCUGAGCAAUUAUGAACUCCACAAGUUCACUUCAAAUGAAAACGUCUUUGAGCUGUUCAAAGCGUGGCAGAAGGAAUACAACAAAGAAUACGAAAGCAAAGAGGAGGAGUUGAAGAGGUUUGAGAUCUUCAAAAGCAACUUGAACUACAUCGUGACGAGGAACGCAAAGAGAUCAUCAGCCUCUCAGUAUAGCCUGGGUUUGAACGAGUUCGCAGAUCUGACUUUUGAGGAAUUCAGCAAAACCCACUUGGGUGAGAUUCAGAUAGACCAAUCCACGGUAGAAGAAGCCAAAAUGGGUAAUAAUAAGAUGGAACAACCCAGGUUAUGCCCUAAUGCACCUACCACCUGGGAUUGGAGGAUUAUGGGUGCUGUAACUCCUGUUAAAAACCAAGGCAACUGUGGAUCUUGUUGGGCAUUCUCUGCAAUUGGAGCCAUUGAAGGAAUAAAUGCACUGACCACAGGAAAUCUUGUGAGCCUUUCUGAACAGCAACUCGUAUCUUGUGAUACUUCUAGCUUUGGCUGCCAAGGAGGUUAUGUCACUACUGCUUUUGACUAUGUCAUCAGAAAUCGUGGAGUUGCCUCAGAGGUACUUUAUCCUUACACAGCCACAAAUGGUACCUGUAAUGCCUUUCUGGAAACAUUCAGAAACGCUUCAAUUGAUGGCCAUCGGUGGGUAGGUUCCAGAUCGGAAGACACUCUCUUUUGCGCAGUUGCUCGGCAGCCCGUUACUGCUCUUGUUCAAGCUAGUGGCCCAGAUUUUAUGUUUUACCAGAAUGGAAUCAUAGAUGAGUCAGCCUGCAGGAACAUCAGUCCAUGUACUGUCAAUCACGGCGUGUUGGUUGUGGGAUAUGGUACAAUUAGUGGGCAAGAUUAUUGGAUCGUGAAGAACUCAUGGGGAAGCAACUGGGGAGCUGGUGGCUACUUCUUCCUCAAAAGAAACACUGGCCUAGAUGUUGGAGUAUGCAAUGUUAAUUGCUAUCCAAUCGUCCCAACCAAAAACACUGUCACGCUUGAUUCUGCCAUAUGA